GGAAACCUGGCGUUUCUUUUCUUUAGAGGCAUUUGACUGGGAGUUUAUGGAGGCUGCAGUCGUGGAAAAUGAAGAUCUCUUCUGUGGUCUUUGCUCUACUGUCUCGAGCACUGCUUGGAGAUGUAUGUUUGGCCAUCAAUGUCACCAUCACCCCUUCACCCUUCAUGGUGGCCCAGGAGGGUGAAAAUGUCACACUCUCCUGCGUUGUGUCCCAGCGGCGUCGGAACGCUGCCUUGCCUGUGGUGAAAUGGAGCUUCAUGCCGGAGGGCACGAACCGGCCGGAGGACGAACUCCUCGUUGCCCGCGUCAACAUGAGAAAGUCCCGUUUCUAUGGCAACUACACCAAGAGUUUCCCGUGGCCCAAACUGAAGCUGACGGUGGUGAAACAGGGGAAGAUAUUUGACUUGGUCAUCUUGAAUGUGUCCGAGGGGGACCGGGGGCUCUACAUGUGUCGGGUGCAGGAGUUUAGGCAGCAGCAGGAGCGCUGGAAGGCCUCAUCCAACUGCACCGCCACCACAGAGCUAAGGGUGCACAUCCUACCGGCCACCAAAGCCAAAGAAAGCUUGUGGAGUUUGUUCAAAGAUGUGUAUCUGUGUGCAGUGCUGAUCUGCUUAGUGGGUCUGCUGUGCAUGUGUAUGUUUACAGUGACAGUAACCUGCCAGUACAUACAGAGGAGGCAGAGGUUAAAAGAUAAUUACCUUUUGGUCAAAAGCCCUCACAACAGCUCAGGAGAGACAGUCACCAGUGGGAUCAACGGGUCUCCUGCUCUGCCCAAGAAGGAGAGGAGAUACAGGAAAAAAAGGAGCAGAGACUACCAAGAUGAGAUACCACCAGAGAUACCAGCAAAAGCUCCCAUUGGAGAUAAAACACGGACACCCAAACUUUUAAGACAGCAACCAAGAAAAGUACUGCUGCCGAAGAUAGUGGAGGAGAAUCUGACUUAUGCAGAACUGGAUCUGGUGAAGCCAAUUCCUGAAAGCAAGGCGUCGUGCAGUGGCACUGUGUACGCCCAGAUACAGUUUGGGGAGCAGCAGCUAUGAAAUAAACCCGCGUGAACAACA
Gasterosteus aculeatus aculeatus (three-spined stickleback) is the source of this 1061-nucleotide messenger RNA. It is a transcript of the gene vstm4b, whose product is annotated as V-set and transmembrane domain containing 4b. Lineage: Eukaryota; Metazoa; Chordata; Actinopteri; Perciformes; Gasterosteidae. Gene Ontology annotation, cellular component: membrane. The record is from RefSeq and is a predicted model, not a curated record.